This is a messenger RNA of Colletotrichum gloeosporioides, 639 nucleotides long. RefSeq lists its product as uncharacterized. The transcript has 2 exons. Lineage: Eukaryota; Fungi; Ascomycota; Sordariomycetes; Glomerellales; Glomerellaceae. The record is from RefSeq and is a predicted model, not a curated record. Bases 1 to 639 code for a protein of 212 amino acids.
AUGAAGCAGGGCGAAUCCCUUCCUCUCCACCACAGCAUCUUGCUGCAAAGGCACCGCCGUCUGCGGAACAUCAUCACAAUAUACCACGAACCCGAAGACGGCGUAGAACUAAAAGUGUCCUACUCGAGAAACCUAGCCGGUGUGGUUGCCAAAAUCCAACGGCGUAGCAACCACAAAAACGCCUUCCACCGCUUCCAACAUCUCCCAGUCGAACUCCAGGUCGAGAUCUGGAAAUGGACGCUCGUAGAGCCGCAGGUAUACUGCUUUAAGAGUGAGGACGACCAAAGGGAGCGAAUAUUGUGUCCAAAGCCCCGUCCUGCACUGUUUGUCUGCGCAUUGUCAAGACAGAUUGCGACAGAAAACCUCUAUCGGAUGCCGCAAACUAUGCGCGGGAAGGACACCCGUAAAGAUCAUGGCUGGGUCUACGUUAACCCUGCUACCGACAUGUUUUACAAUCACUUCUCCUCUAUUGACAAGCAGAGCCCAAACUGCCCAGAAUCUUGGAGGAAAAUGGCCAGCGGCACGGCUAUAAUGAAAAAAACAUACAACGAUUAUCCACUCACCUGGCUUAAUGAUGACGGACCGAUAAGCAUGACCAAGCUGGAGGAGAAGUGGCUCGUGGAAAACUACUACUACUAA